Caenorhabditis briggsae is the source of this 456-nucleotide messenger RNA. The record is from RefSeq and is a predicted model, not a curated record. NCBI's taxonomy places the organism in Eukaryota, Metazoa, Nematoda, Chromadorea, Rhabditida, Rhabditidae. The transcript has 4 exons. The coding region runs from base 1 to 456 and encodes 151 amino acids.
AUGCAAAUACGGCAACAACAACACCAUGUGUUUGUGAAGCUCAGCUCCAUAAGAGUUAAACAUGAACUCAACCUUGGCUCUCUCCGCUGUCUUCACUCUGCUCUCGCCUGGGUGUCCAAUGCCAACAUUGUCGAAUUUGAACAGCUCGGCUAUGGAAGCUCUGGCUUCAAGCCACAAUUCGAAAUCUCACCAAUCCAGGCUCGUACGGGAGUCUCGUUCGAGACCUACCGUAACAGCCAGAACAACUACAUGAACACUCCGAUGUUCGCACAGGCGUUUCGUGGCAACCAAGUGCUCAGAAGCGACCACAAUCACCAUGGCCACUCCGCAACUGCUACCUAUCGCCGGUUCAGUGCCUCCUUCCAGUUCAGCAACAUCAGUUCAACAAAUUCAUGCUUUAAUUUAUGUGAUAGAAUGACUUCAACUCUCCCCACUCCCCGCCAAUCUCUUCUCUGA